Laccaria bicolor S238N-H82 is the source of this 1596-nucleotide messenger RNA. RefSeq lists its product as uncharacterized. Bases 1 to 1596 code for a protein of 531 amino acids. NCBI's taxonomy places the organism in Eukaryota, Fungi, Basidiomycota, Agaricomycetes, Agaricales, Hydnangiaceae. The record is from RefSeq and is a predicted model, not a curated record. The transcript is spliced from 3 exons.
AUGAAUGAAGUGGUGUUUUGGAUCAUCAAUAAAGCCUCAAGUGUAGUUGUGUCACGGUCGAAAUUUGAAGUCGGUGGCAUCCUUUUGAUCAGCUUCAACAUCCAGGAGCUCCUCUCUAUCAUCUUUCGCCACUAUGCUCAUCGCCCAAAGAUGCUAGCACGACUCGCGAGGACAUGCAAAGCUUUUCAGGACCCAGCCUUGAACAUCCUUUGGCACACCCAAAAGACACUCCUUCCGCUAUUGAAAUGUCUUCCACCCAAUGCCUGGGCUAUAAAAGAGGGCAAAUUUAGUAUCAUCAGGAAUCUCACCGCGUCUGAUUUCAGAAGAAUUUACUUUUACUGCCACAGAAUCAGAAUUUUCAAUCAGUUUACCUUGCGUUCGCUUUCUCAAUAUUUUGAUGCACAAGUCCUGCCCAUCAUUUGGUCACGCAAACCGUCUCCAGGCCCUCUUCUGUCUAAUGUGUCGGAGGUCAACCUUGUGGAUGGCAACUUUCAUGGUCUUGCCAUCUAUCCUCGCCUCGUAAUUAGCCCGAAUGUUACGGAAAUACGACUCAGGGUCUGGAGCAACGACUUUCCGAGUCCGUGGGCAAAUACAACAGCCGUGCUAAGGAAGGCCUCGCUACUCAAUCUCUCAAGUUUCGCGCUGGUCGUUGGAAGAUCGUCAAGUCCAAAGGACGCUGAGUUGCUGGAGCUCUUGUCCACUCUUCAUGGUGUCAGGAGACUGAGCUUCAGUGACUCGGUGCUUCCCACAUCUCGUGCCAUAUCCAUUAUCAGUACAUUCCCCAUGCUUGAAGAUCUUCGGCUUUCAGUGACAGAGAAGGAGGUGGAGAACUGUGUUCCUGAUGUUAAAAACAAAUUCACCGCCAUCAUUCACCUGGCCAUCAAUUCGGACACCAUGAAUGCCUGUCGGUUGAUGCUACUCCAGCUUCAGCCAGAAACGUUGCGGUCUUUGACGCUUACCCGAACCACGAGCGACGCCAACUGGAGCAUCAGAAGGCUUCUUAUAACACUUCAUGAGUGCAACCUGGCAUCAAGGUUGAAAAACCUGCAUGUACGUGAUGGCUCAUGGACUAACCCUGGCUUGGACUUGAAGAACCUUUUGAUGUUUGAAUACACAAGUUCCUUCAAGCAGUUGUGCCGCUUGCAUUUAGAGUCGUCUUCAUUUGAUUCGGAUGACAACGACCUUAUGAAACUUGCCAAGUGUCUGCCUCAGUUGCGUUCACUACUGUUCUCGGAAACAGUUUUCCUAGAGGAAGUGCCGAAAUGCACAUUUACUGGAAUGCAGCAUCUCAUUCAGUUUUGCCCAAAGCUGGAAAUGUUGACCCUCCGCGUUGAUGCGCGUCAAAUCCCGAUAUUUGCCACUCAGCCUGACGGAGAAUAUCCUUCAGCUCUCCACCUUACCACCCUCAAUCUCGGCAAUUCCCCUAUCUCGAAUGCUGACGAUGUUGUGUCCUACCUUACCAUGCUAUUUCCAGUCCUUGCGAAUUUUUCUACUGCCUACUAUGAUGAAGAGGAGGGGGAGGAGGAGGAGGAUGUCGACCCUUAUCGCGCGAUCUGGCUGAAAGUAGAGAAAAUGAUGAAUCGUUUUGUCCCUUGA